Molecule: messenger RNA, 4544 nt
Organism: Panonychus citri (citrus red mite)
Lineage: Eukaryota; Metazoa; Arthropoda; Arachnida; Trombidiformes; Tetranychidae
Gene: Galphao
Product: guanine nucleotide-binding protein G(o) subunit alpha
Exons: 3
Coding region: 171-1235 (354 amino acids)
Biological process (GO): adenylate cyclase-modulating G protein-coupled receptor signaling pathway
Cellular component (GO): heterotrimeric G-protein complex
Molecular function (GO): GTPase activity; G protein-coupled receptor binding; GTP binding
Source: RefSeq, a predicted model, not a curated record
AACCCACAACAUAAUAAUAAAAGUCUCUCUGUGAAAUCGAUUUUCAGACCAAGUCUGUAGUUCACACCUUAAAAAAAGCUAAGCUUUUUUCCUCCUUGUGCGUGUGUGUUUUUUUUAAGGUGGGCAAAAUUUCGGUCAAAAUUGGUCCUCUUUCGAGCUGGUGCUCAAAAAUGGGCUGUGCUAUGAGUGCAGAGGAACGAGCUGCCCUGGCCCGGUCCAAACAGAUUGAAAAAAAUUUAAAAGAAGAUGGUAUUCAAGCCGCUAAAGAUAUUAAACUGUUAUUAUUAGGGGCCGGAGAAUCUGGUAAAAGCACAAUCGUUAAACAAAUGAAAAUUAUUCAUGAUAGUGGUUUCACUCAAGAAGAUUUCAAACAAUACAAGCCGGUUGUCUAUUCCAAUACCAUCCAAUCCAUGGUAGCCAUAUUACGAGCCAUGCCUAAUUUAGGAAUAUCAUUUGGUUCCUCUGAACGUGAAUCGGAUGCGAAAAUGGUGUUUGAUGUUGUUUCUCGGAUGGAAGAUACCGAACCUUUUAGUGAAGAAUUACUUGCUGCAAUGAAACGCCUUUGGAUCGAUAAAGGAGUCCAAGAAUGUUUUGGUCGGUCCAAUGAAUAUCAGCUCAAUGAUUCGGCUAAAUAUUUUCUCGAUGAUCUUGAUCGUUUAGGACAAAAGGAUUACAUGCCAACGGAACAAGAUAUUUUACGAACUCGGGUAAAGACAACCGGUAUCGUUGAGGUUCACUUUUCCUUUAAGAAUCUUAACUUUAAGCUUUUCGAUGUGGGUGGACAAAGAUCGGAAAGGAAAAAGUGGAUCCAUUGUUUUGAAGAUGUGACCGCAAUUAUAUUCUGUGUUGCCAUGUCUGAAUAUGAUCAGGUUUUACAUGAAGAUGAGACAACUAAUCGGAUGCAGGAAUCGGUUAAACUAUUUGAUUCCAUAUGUAACAACAAAUGGUUUACCGAUACCUCAAUAAUAUUGUUUCUCAACAAGAAAGAUCUUUUCGAGGAGAAGAUUAAAAAAUCCCCGCUAACAAUAUGCUUUCCAGAAUACACGGGAGCCCAAGAGUAUGGUGAAGCCGCGGCCUACAUCCAAGCCCAAUUCGAGGCUAAAAACAAGUCAACCACCAAAGAAAUUUAUUGCCAUAUGACCUGUGCUACGGAUACUUCCAACAUUCAAUUUGUUUUUGAUGCUGUUACCGAUGUCAUUAUAGCCAAUAACUUGAGAGGAUGUGGUCUUUACUAGUCCAAAUUAUUGAAUAAACAACACACACAUACAACAAAAUAUAAAAACACUCACAACAACAACACACUCACCCCCCACCAACACACUUCUAAAUUACUACUAAUCAACCCAAAGGAGCAACAAAGAAACAAUUGAAACAAAAAUUAUUACAAAUCAACCAACAACCUUUACACCAACAAUUAUAUAAAUAUUAUUAUAUAUACAUGGAGGAUUUACCUGACUACUGAAACUUAAUCAAGUCAAAUUAAUUAACUCUAUCUCUCUCUCUCUCAACCUAAUUGAAAAGAAGUGAAAAAAAUGGAAAACUUUAAGUUCACAUCUAAAGUCAAACAUCACCAAAGAAGAAGAGGAUAAGAAAACGGAUACGGAAGAGAAGGUGUUGAGUUGAAAAUUAUUCGAAAGUAAAGGAGGAGAAAAGGAUGGAGAUAAGGAGAGAAGAGGAAGAGAGAGAGAGGGAGAGGGAAUUGGUGGCGGAGGGGAAAGAGAAAGAGAGACCAGAAACCCAUGGAUGGCGAUGAAAAUAUUCGCAGUGGAUGAUGAUAAUUAGGAAGGAGAAUAAUAUUUAGCGAGCCAAUUUCUUCAGAAGGAGAUGGAAGAUGAGGAGAAAUUGAAGCAGAAAGAGAAAAAAUUUCAAGGUAAGAAAGAUGAAGAAGAUAAAAGAUGAAAACAAAAAGAUGAACCUUAAGAUGAUAAAGGUAAUGGUUAUGAUGGAAGGUGGAAAAGAUGAAGAAAAACAAGGAGGAAAAGGAAGAUACUCUAAACGCGAUGGUGAAAGAUGAGGGAUGCGAAAUGUUACAUCAGGGAGUGAGAGAGAAAGUAAAGGAUAAAAUGAAGAUAAAGAUGAUGAAAGAAAAGGGUAGAAGAUGAUGAAGCAAAUGAGUUAAAAAAAUGAUGAAAAAGAAAACAAAUAGUACGAGAAAAAAAGACAUGCACAGUCAUAGAGUCACACAGAGAACCACCUCCUCCUUUUCCUCCCUUCAUCUUCAUCUCUCUCUCUUAUCAUCAUUCGGUUUCCACUCUCUCUCCUCGAAAUCCCACUCCCACUGUCUUCUCUCUCUCUCUUCUCUCUUCUCUGUCUAUUCUUUGUAUACUUUUCAUUUCCUAUUUCCCAUUACACUCACACUUUCACCCUCAUGCAAAGACUCAUUCAUAUACUUUCAGAGUAAAAUUUUGCUCCCCAAUUAAACUCCCUUUUUGUUGAACAACUACUUUUACCUUUUCUCAUCAUCAUCAUUAUUAUUAUUUCAUUUUAUCAUCAUUAUCUUUAUUAUUAUUAUUAUUAUUAUCAUCAUCAUCUACUUUUUGCUUCCUUCCUUCCGUGUUGUUAUCACCCUCUUACCUUUUUCAAUUCCUUACCAAUUAAUCAAAUUUAGUUCUGAUCAUGUUUCUGAUUUUUUGUUGUUACUUUUAAAAAGCAACAAUUAUCAUCUUAUUUUUCAUUACCUGUUGGAUACAACAAGUGAUCAAAAUCUUAUAAUCAACUCCCUGAUGAUCUGAUUUCUCCCUCCUUGGCAUUGAAAGAACAAAAAUUUUCUAAUCUCUAUCACUUUUAUCUUCUUCUUCUCUCUUGUUUAUCUUAUUGUUUCUCUUUCUCUUUCUCUCUCACUCUCACUUUCUAACUGUAAAUCUUAUAUUAUAUUUAAUAAUACAUAAGGAUAAUUGUCUCUCUCUUUCUGCUCCCUUUUAAUAUGGAUCAGCAUGGAAACUUAAUUGUAUUCCGAUAACAAAUCAAGUCUGAAAGUAAAUUCAGAUUGAAUAAUGUUGAGUCAUUAACUCUCUCUCUCUCUCUUCUCUCUCUCUCUCACUCUGUGGAUCAUCAUACAAAUUCAUCUUUGUCAAUGUCAUCAUCAUCUCACAAUAAUCAUCAUCCCCAUUAUCAUCAUUUUUAUCAUCAAAAAAGAAACAAACAAACAUUUAAAACAUCAUCAUCACUGUUGUCAUCAUCUGCAUCACCAUCGUGAUCAUCAUAUGUUUAUCAUCAUUUGAAAGAGAAAAAUGAUCAAGAAUCUUUCUUCAUUAACUUUCUUUUCUCUUCUCAAUCAAUCUUACCUUGGAUUAUAAUGUUUGAAAGUCUUUUAACAAUUGUCUCACAAUUUAAAGUGUAAUCUCAACACAAAAUCCUCUCUCUCACCUCCUCUUACAUACAAGAUGAUGAAUUCAUAACUUGGGAGGUAAAUUAAUCAAGACUUUUAUCAUCACAUCGUCAUCGAUAUCAUCGUGUGUGUAUUGAUGAUAUAUUAUUAUGGUUAACAAAGAAACAAAAUUAACAACAUUCUCCCUCCCUCUUUCUCUCUCUCUCUCACACAAAUCAACAAACAUUCAGCCAUCAACACAACAACAACAAUAAAUCAACAAGGAAACAAAUAACAGCAAACAAGCAAAAUCAUUCUCACCGUAUAUAUAAAUACACUGUUUUGGAAACUCUGUCGAUUCUUUCUCUGUCUUUCUUGCUUGUAAUCUUUUCAAUUUUUAACUGAAUCUUUUUGAAAUUUUAUUCUGAGCUAUUCUUUCACUUUCUCCCUCCUCAUGCUCUCUCUCUCUCUCUCUCUCUCUCUCUCUCUCUCUCUAUCGUUCUCUCGCUCUUUUACCUUUUUCUUCUGAAGAUUCCAAUUCCUAUUUAAUUCCAAAUUUCUUUUGCUUCUUCUCGAACUUUUUUUUGUCAAUCAAUUGAUUUGCUUCUCGCUUCUCAAAUGGUUUCUCUCUUUUAUGUAUUAUCUCAGUUUCCAUCUCAUCAUCUUCAUCCUCAUCCUCAUCAUUAUCAUAUAAUCAUCAACAUCUAUUUAUUUUUCUGUUAAUUCUGGUCUAUCUCUCUUUCUAAUUAACUCUUUUCUCAUUUUUAUUUACCGUUAUAUUUUCCUCUCUCUUUGUCUUCUUCUUCUUUAUUGUAUUGAGUGUUUUCUCUCUCUCUCUCUCUCUCUCUUAUCUCCAUCAUCAUUUUUAUUCUAAAACCUUUUAAUCAUAUGUCACACCCAAUCUUCAUCAACUUUUUAUUUUCUGCUUCGCUAUUCUCUUUUCUCCUUUCAGGGAGUCUUUCUACUCUCUCAUAACCCAUCAGAUUUUUUUUCUAUCAUUAUUAUUUAUUAAUUAAUCUAUUUCCUUUUCCUCUUCUCUUCUGCCGCAUCAAUAACAUCAACAUUUGUUUUCUAUUUUGUCAAUAAAAACAAAUGCUCUCUGUUUCUGUCUAACCUCAUCAUUCCAUCAUCUUCUCUCUCUCUCUUCCUCAUCCCUCGAAAAUUGCAAACAAAGUCUCUCUCUUCUCUCCUUUUCUUCCUCUUCUCUAACAUAAACACACUAAAAAUAAAAACAAAA